Molecule: messenger RNA, 2658 nt
Organism: Epinephelus fuscoguttatus (brown-marbled grouper)
Lineage: Eukaryota; Metazoa; Chordata; Actinopteri; Perciformes; Serranidae
Product: nuclear factor 7, brain-like
Exons: 2
Coding region: 137-1561 (474 amino acids)
Molecular function (GO): protein binding; zinc ion binding
Source: RefSeq, a predicted model, not a curated record
AUCAGAGCUGAGACGCCAUUACAGGGUGUGAGAUCUCUGCUGGAAAACACACGUUUAGAGUAUUUAAAGAGGGCAGACAAAGAGACAGUAACUUGGUGAGUCUUGAUUUUGAAAGAUUAUUGAGAUACCAAGACAAAUGGCUGAGAAAAUUGCUCUUGUUGAAAGUUACCUGAGCUGCCAUGUGUGUUCAGAGACUUUCAGAGAUCCUGUGUCUCUGAGCUGCAACCACAGCUUCUGUUCAAGCUGCCUGCAGAAAUUCUGGGAACAAGCUAAAGACAAAAACUGUCCCAUUUGUAAAAGAAAAUCCUCAAAGGAUAAUCCAUAUGUGAACUUUACACUGAAGGAACUGGCUGACUCCUUUGCUGGGAGACAGAAAGCUGGAUCAUCUGAGACAGAAAAAGGAGAGAAGAAGGAGGUGGUGUGUAGUAAACAUCAAGAGGAGCCUAGAUUGUUCUGUAUGGAUGAAGAUAGAGCUGUGUGUCCUGUCUGUGAGUUUUCUCUCCACCAGAGUCACAAGGUGGUUCCUAUAGAACAAGCAGUCAGUGAGCUGAAGGACCAGCUGAAAUGUGACUUAAAGUCUCUGCAGGACAAGAGGGACAAAUACAAACAAGUGGAGGAAACAUACAAUGAAGUGAUUCAACACUCCAAGAAGCAGCUGUUGUCCACAGAGAGGCAGAUCAGAGCAGAGUUCAACAAGCUCCACCAGUUCCUGAGAGAGGAAGAGGAGUCCAGACUGGCAGCUCUGAGGGAGGAAGAGGAGCAGAAGAGGAAGACUAUCAGCAGAGAGAUGAAGAUGAUUGAGGAGCAGAUCUCCUCUCUGUCACACGGUAUCUGUGCUGUUGAAGAAGAGCUGCAGAAACACAAGGUGCCAUUCCUCAGCAGUUAUAAAGCCACUCAGAGCAGAGCCAGAGUCCAGUGCUCACUGUCAGAUCCACAGCUGGUCUCAGGAGCGCUGAUGGAUGUGGCCAAACACCUGGGCAACCUGUCCUUCAGAGUCUGGGAGAAGAUGAAGGACAAGGUCCACUUCAGUCCUGUCAUUCUGGACCCAAACACUGCAAACCCCCGUCUCUAUCUGUCUGAUGAUCUGACCAGUGUGAGACGUGGAGACACAGAGCAGCAGCUUCCUGGCAAUCCAGAGAGACACACUAAGUAUAACAUUGUUCUGGGCUCUGAGGGCUUCAGCUCAGGGACACACAGCUGGGAGGUGGAGGUGGGAGACCAUCCUGACUGGAAUGUAGGUUUGGCCAAAGAGUCAGUUGACAGGAAGGGAGAGAUAUCUGCUUCACCAAAAUAUGGAAUCUGGUGUUUAUGGCACGGUCAUGGAAAAUACACUGAUGCAGCUGGUAAGACUGUCACAGUGAAGAAGAGUCUCCAGAGGAUCAGAGUCCAGCUGGACUAUGACAGGGGGGAGGUGUCCUUCUACGACCCUGAAGACAUGACUCACAUCUUCACUCACAGAGACACUUUCACUGAGAAACUCUUCCCAUAUAUCAGUAUUGGAAAGGCUGGUGAUGCUAAAACUGCUGAUAUCAAAAUGUGUCAAAGUGAGAUUUCUCUGUGAUGUUCAGACAUGUUGGUGUUAGUGAAGACUUUACUCUGACUUCAGUGUCUGUCCAGAUCUCACUGAAAUAAUCAAGACAAUCAACAGUUAAAGCAGAAAAAGAUUCAUGUGCUCAAAACUCAAACUGCAUUACAUCAUCAGGUUAUAAACUCUCAUACAGGUACAGAUCAAUUUAUUAACCUGGUUAUCAUCAUCUUGUGUUUAAUCAGAUCAUAAUAUAACAAACACUGUAUCCACUUCACCAAAUACUUUGUUUACAGCUUUGUGAUUCUUCACUUUGACAGUAAUCAGUUUGUAAAAGUUGUUUUUCUCAACUGUCUGAAAUGAAUUGUUGAUUGUUUUCGUGCAACCAUGUCAUAAUGAAUUUAGUUAUAUUGUCUUUCGCCAAAAUGUAUAAACAUGAUGAGUCCUGCUUUUGAUAUUCUGCUUAAUUUUUUAGGGAUUUUUAAUAAGUAUUUGGUUCAUGUUGUUUUGUAAAUACUCUGAGGUCCACUUCUGCAGCUUGAAGGGUGCAGAGAUGGAGAAAACAAAUUUGUUUCAGAAAUUCUUUUACUAUUAUAUUUUAAUAAUUAUAUAAAGUACUUAAUGCAGUUUUCAGGGACAACAUGCUCACAUGUGCAUAAUGUCAUCAACAUUGUUGAAUGUGCAGUAUGUAUACAGGAUGUGAUUGCAUGGACACAUUUUACUUCCCGUAAACGUCACAAUAUGGAGACAAAGUCCACAUGUUGUUCACAGCCUGCUCAUUUUGAACACUGAACAUUUGAUUUCUGUCACUUAUUGUAAGACACGCCCUUGUCAAUACACUUCCAUCACUGCUGUGGCUCCUGAUGUUGUUGUUGCUUCAUCAGGCACCAGCUUAGUCAAAUCAUCUCAACAACAUUAUUCACAUUGAAAUAUAUCUCUAACAUGAGUCUUUUCAGCUCUUAAGAGCCCAACAUUUAUUUUGUGCUGCUGUACCAUCAUCAAGAUCCAAGAUACAGAUUCACACUUAAUUUCAACAUGUUUCAUUUUGUGCAACUUUUGUUUUUCCUUCUUGUAUUUUCUGCUGGUGUCGCAGAAAAACUCAACUGCUCAAUAAAACUCAGAACAGAAGUACA